AUGGAGAGAGUUAAUAACGAACGAAUUAAAAAUGGAGACGCGUGCGAGACAAAAGAAGAGGGCGGGAGAAGGAGAAGGAGAAGGAAGGGAUUAGCGCAGUUCACCCAGCGGUUGCACCACUGCCCUACUUGUUGGGCAAAUGGAAAGGCUAAGGCCAAGGAGUAUACCCCACUAUCAAACUCCUUCAGAUAUGGCGAAGAGCUUUACUUCUCUCACGCUGCGCCUGGGAAGCCCGUCAUAGCCUACUCUCACAAGACUUGGAAACUCGAUUGUGGUCUGCCUAUGCACUGUGAGUCCGGCUAUUGGCUUCCUAAACCUGAUGGCUCCAUUGAAGUUGUCAUUGCUCAGGGCACUGGCCUAGCUGAAGUUCUCGGGACUGACAGUGCAGAAGACAAAUCAAGUUGUAGCCAAUGCUUCCAAGGUGAGGAAGAUAAUGAGAUGGUUAACGGGGAACUACAUUGUCUUGUUCAAAUCGCUACCAAUCUUACCACUCUUCAACCACAUCGUAAAGUUGUGCUCAAGAAGCUGCCAUAG
Molecule: messenger RNA, 534 nt
Organism: Hibiscus syriacus
Lineage: Eukaryota; Viridiplantae; Streptophyta; Magnoliopsida; Malvales; Malvaceae
Product: UPF0678 fatty acid-binding protein-like protein At1g79260
Exons: 4
Coding region: 1-534 (177 amino acids)
Source: RefSeq, a predicted model, not a curated record